Molecule: messenger RNA, 1275 nt
Organism: Molossus molossus (Pallas's mastiff bat)
Lineage: Eukaryota; Metazoa; Chordata; Mammalia; Chiroptera; Molossidae
Gene: ZNF550
Product: zinc finger protein 550
Exons: 4
Coding region: 25-1275 (416 amino acids)
Biological process (GO): negative regulation of transcription by RNA polymerase II
Molecular function (GO): DNA-binding transcription repressor activity, RNA polymerase II-specific
Source: RefSeq, a predicted model, not a curated record
CCUGCGGGGACCCCGGCGCCCUCGAUGGCUGUGCCGACCGAGCCGGCGCAGGUACCGGUGGCCUUCAAGGAUGUGUUUGUGACCUUCACCAGGGAGGAGUGGGAACUGCUGGACCCUGCUCAGAGGACUCUGUACCGGAAGGUGAUGCUGGAGACCUGCAGGCUCCUGGUCUCACUGGGUCAUCCAGUUCCCAAGCCCGAGCUGACCCACCUGCUGGAGCAUGGGCAGGAGCUGUGGACAGUGAAGAGAGGCCUCUCAAGGAGCUCCUGUCCAGGUGACAGGGCAAAACGUCAGACCAGAGAGCGAAGCACCACUCAGCCGGGUUUGUGUGAGGGAGCCUUGCUCCAGGGAAGCCUGACUCGAGGAUCCACUGGGGACUCAGGGUUGGAGCAAGCCAAGGAUCGGGAAGGGCUUUCGCAAAUGAGGCCAGAGAAAGACCUCCACAAGGAGACCCAUCCUGGGACAAUGCGCCUUGGAAAUGACAGUUCGGAAACGGCGGGCAGUCUGCACUCCAGGGUGUUACAGGAGAGGGUCUCUCCGGGAGCUGUUCCCCAUGAACGUGACCCACGGGCACCAGGGAAAGGCCCCCACUUCCAGGCAGGCAGUAACCUCUACCAGUGCAAGCAGUGCGGGAAAGGCUUCAGCAGGAAGUGGUACCUCGUUCGCCAUCAGCGGGUUCACACGGGCCUGAAGCCCUACGAAUGCGACAGCUGCGGGAAGUGCUUUAGCCAGAGCUCCACCCUGGUCCGGCACUGCCUCAUCCACACCGGGGAGAAGCCCUACGCCUGCCCCGAGUGCGGGAAGGCCUUCAAGCGCAGGUCCUACCUGCUGCAGCACCACCCGACCCACACCGGGGAGAAGCCCUACGAGUGCGGCCAGUGCCGGAAGGCCUUCAGCCACCGCUCGACCUUCACCCGGCACAACAGGAUCCACGGCGGGGAGAGACCCUUCGCGUGCGGAGACUGUGCGAAGGCAUUCGGCAGCAGAGCGCUCCUCCGGCAGCACUGCGCCGUGCACACUGGGGCGAAGCCGGUCAGGUGCGCGGCCUGCGGCAAGGCCUUCCGGUGCCGCUCCGAGCUCCUGCAGCACCGGCGGGUGCACACUGGGGAGAGGCCCUUCGCGUGCCUGCAGUGCGGGAAGGCCUUCCACCGGAGCACCUACCUGCUGCAGCACUCCGUCGUCCACUCGGGCGAGACGCCCUACCAGUGCAGCCAGUGCGGGAAGGCCUUCAAACGCAGGUCCCACCUCCUGCAGCACCAGCGGGUCCACACCUGA